Molecule: messenger RNA, 1322 nt
Organism: Exophiala viscosa
Lineage: Eukaryota; Fungi; Ascomycota; Eurotiomycetes; Chaetothyriales; Herpotrichiellaceae
Product: SWIB/MDM2 domain-containing protein
Exons: 6
Coding region: 239-1057 (272 amino acids)
Biological process (GO): nucleolar large rRNA transcription by RNA polymerase I; transcription initiation at RNA polymerase I promoter
Cellular component (GO): RNA polymerase I upstream activating factor complex; nucleus
Molecular function (GO): RNA polymerase I cis-regulatory region sequence-specific DNA binding
Source: RefSeq, a predicted model, not a curated record
CCGCCCUCUAUAGUUACCUGUCACCCUCAUAUCCUCAAGUAGCCGACUGUCCCUCAGACUUGGUUCUCCAUUGGCCUCUCCAAGCACGCGCCAAUCUCUGAUGCCUUUGUGUCGCAUUGACCGGAUGGUUAUGACUUGACUCUGAUCUCACCGUUACCUUGUACUCUUGGACUUGACGUUGCUGGAACUGCAAUUGUCUUUCAAUUGCCUGUGUACUGGCCCAGCCAUAGUCGUCAUCAUGUCAUUACCCUCGGACGUUCGCGCGAAGUACAUCGCCAUCAUCGACGGAAUUCUUGACGGCGCCGAUCUCACGACUAUUACGAGGAAAGAUAUCAUCAAGGGGAUCCAGGACAAGGUUGAAUACGAUAUUACUCCGCAUAAGGUGGCGAUCAAGUUCUUAAUCAACGAGAGAUUCGAUGUCAUCAAUGCGAAGGAGAAUGGAGAAGCCACAGUCAUACCCUCGGUCGAGCCGACAGAACCGGCACCAAAGACCAAUGGUGUCCAUGCGAUCACACCGAAUUCGCCCUCAAGGUCGCCUGUAAAACGUGAAGCUAAGAACGAAAGUGUCUCUGAUGUAGCAGAUGCACCGCCAAAGAAGAAGCGCAAGGCCAGUGUUGAUGCCGACGCAGCAUAUGCUGCUCGUCUCCAGGCCGAGGAAGAUGCACGAGCUCGUCCAACGCGCGGCGGUACGACUAGGAAGGCAGGACCUGCCAAGAAGAAGAAAAAGACGAAGAAGGAGAAGGUCACUGGUUCCGACGACUCCGAUAUCGACGACGAGGACAAACCGCAGAAGCCGAAGCGUGAGACAGGGUUCCACAAACCACUCAACCUUUCACCAGCCUUGUCAAACUUGCUCGAUGGAGCAACACAACUAUCACGUCCUGAAACAACCAAGAGGUUAUGGGCAUAUAUCAAGGGAAAUGAUCUGCAAGACCCUAGUGACAAACGAUUCAUUCUCUGCGACUCGAAGAUGCGGGAGGUUUUUCGGCAAGACAAAGUCCAUAUGUUCACCAUGACCAAAUUAGUUUCUCAGCAAAUGUACAACCCUGACGAAUGAUCUACGAAUGCGGAAAAGAAUUGCUUGGGCCUGGGAUGUGCCUAUUACUUCGAUUCAAGAUUGGCGUUGAAUACCUACAAACGGACAACAGGGUUGAGAGCGAGAUAACGAACUUGGGGCAAUUGCCGGUGUAGGCAGUGAAAGUUCGGCAGAUGAAUGCUAUCAGUAUAGAGCUCCAGCGGAUAGUUUUCUGCUUCUAAUGACCAUUUCAGGAGGGACAGCCUUGCUGACUAAAUGUGUUCCAACACUGGCUGUUCAUUCUGGA